Messenger RNA from Clarias gariepinus (North African catfish), 1029 nucleotides. RefSeq names its product PTB domain-containing engulfment adapter protein 1-like. The record is from RefSeq and is a predicted model, not a curated record. The transcript has 9 exons. Lineage: Eukaryota; Metazoa; Chordata; Actinopteri; Siluriformes; Clariidae. Bases 128 to 739 code for a protein of 203 amino acids.
UUCAGUUAGUCAUUAACUUUAGACUAUAAAGCUGAAGGACCUUUGAGGUAAGGACGAGUUCGUCACAGCUUUUACACUGAAAAAGUUCUGUUUUUUUUUUGCUCUGUGAGGGAGUGUGAGAGUGAGGAUGAGCGACAGUGAAAACGACAGUGAAAUUUCUUUCUCUGUUAAAUUCCUCGGCCGUGUCGAGGUGGUGCGUCCAGUGGGGAUGGAGAUUCUGAUGGAGGCUACAGAGUCUGUGCAGGUCCUCCACCAGACAGGGAAGAAGAAAAAGAGUAAAGUUCAUCUGUUUUUGUCCAGAAGUUCUAUUGACAUUCUGGAACAUAAAACAAAAUUCAUGCUGUACUCCUGCACGCUCUCGUCCGUGUCUUUCUGCGCUGUUCAUCAGUCUCAACCCAAAGUCUUCGGCUUCAUGGCGAAACACCCAGCGCUGGACUCGCACCACUGCUACAUCUUUCAGAGCUCCAAAUUUUCUCAUCUCCUGGUGUCUGUGAUCGCAGACGCGUUCCGGGUCAGCAGACGCUCGGAGAGCGUGAGGGGAAGUCGUGACCUGGUGGUGGAGGCUCUUAGACACAAGAAUAAAGUCCUGCAAAGGGAGAAUGCAGAACUGAGGAGGAAACUGAAGGACAGUGGAAUGGACAGCACUGAGGAAACUGACCAGUCUGAUACAGAGCAACCCACAUCACGUGUAAGAUUCAACUCAGGCAGCGACACAACGGCUUUGCUGCGUAACUUCUAACCAUGUGUGUGUGUGUGUGUGUAUAUAUAUAUAAACAAAUAUCCAUUUUAGCAUUAAACUCACUGCCAGGUGCACACACAGUAACAUUCACCGACUGCAAUGUGGGAUAAAUAACACAUCAUUAUUAUUCUUUAUUAUUAUAAUUUUACUUUGUGUAUGAUCAUUAUAUUACUAUAAUAAUUAUUAUAUGACUUUAACUAUUGUAUGCAUGUGUGUGUGCUUUCAGUCUACUAUACACUGAUGUAGUAAUAAAUAUCAUUUAUUUUCAAAUUCAUUUAUAAAAUUAGGCA